AUGGAUCAGAAUACCACACUGAGUGAGCGCAAGUUCUUUUACUUUCGCAUUUUAGCGCAAAAACUCCUGGCAUCUGGGAACCACUCCAUGAUGCCAUACGACAACGAUACCGAAUCUCCGCUGGACAACAAUCUGGAUCUGGACGUGAACACGGAUAUCUACUCCAAAGUCGUGGUCACCGUGAUAUACAUCGCACUCUUUGUGAUAGGAUGUCUGGGGAACUCCAUAACACUCUACACUUCACUAAUGAAGAAGUCUCUACAGAACCUACAGAGCACUGUCCACUAUCACCUUGCAAGCCUCGCAGUAUCCGACCUCCUAAUUCUCGUUUUGUGCAUGCCCAUCGAGCUGUAUAACUUCAUCUGGGUCCACCACCCGUGGGCAUUCGGUGAAGCGGUCUGUAAAGGGUACUAUUUCCUAAGAGACGGCUGCUCUUAUGCCACUGUGCUCAACAUUGCCAGCCUCAGCGUCGAGCGCUACAUGGCUAUCUGCCACCCGUUCAAAGCUAAGAGUAUCAUGUCUCGCAGCCGCACCAAGAAGCUGAUCAGUGGCAUGUGGGUGGCAUCGUUCCUUCUGGCCACGCCGAUGCUUUUCACUAUGGGUCAGCAAAACGCCGGAAGUGAGAAGAUCUGCACCAGUAUCGUAUCCCCCGUAACGACCAAGAUCGUACUGCAGAUAAAUGCCUUAUUGUCCUUCGUGGUUCCCAUGGCAGCGAUCUCAGCGCUGAAUGGCAUCAUAGCCAGCCAGCUGCUGCGCAUGUUCCGGCAGGCUGCACAGGACAGCCAUGUGUGCAUCAUCGGGGGAAAUCCCACCAUGUUGAGUGUCAGCGUGGAGCCCAACCGGGCACAGUCCCUGCAGCAUGGGGUCAGGGUCCUACGUGCUGUGGUCCUUGCUUUUGUGGUGUGCUGGCUACCCUACCAUGCCCGACGCCUCAUGUACUGCUAUGUCACUGUGUGGACAAAUAGUCUGUAUGACUUCUACCACUACUUCUACAUGGUGACCAACGUGUUGUUCUAUGUUAGCUCUGUUGUCAACCCGGUCCUUUAUAAUCUGGUCUCUGACAAAUACCGGGAGGUGUUUUUCUCUACGUUCUGUCACAUGUACCUGCCCUGUCACCGCAAGAAGCAAACGCGCGUCCUCACCCGGCACUCCAACAGCUUCUCUAGCAACCACACCAUGUCCACCAACAUCGUCAAGGAGACCGUCUACUGACUCCCCAAGUGCAGUGUGCCAUUUGUCGCAUGCAGCAAGGGGAUGGAGAGAGCAGUGCGCAAAAAAACACAGCUGGGAACAGAAACAAUUAAUGGAGUGGAAUGUGUUUUGAAUUUUUAAUUAUCAUAUGUAGGACUGUUCUGUGUUACCAAAAAUCAGUUGUGUGUGAGAGUGCAUGUGUGAAUGACACUUCACUUUAGAGACUAGAAAUAGACACUUACGCAUGGCAUUUUACUUCACAAAUGCACAUACUGUACAUGUGUCAAACUUUUGUGAUUAAAGAAGAAAGCCAUGAUGUGCAAAGUCUUUGUGUCAUAUAAAUAUGGAAACAUUCCUGUGCACAUUUGUCCUAUACUCACAUUCUCUUAUUUGGGCCGCACAAGUAUUUCACAUUAAACAACAGCUCACUGAAGACGGCAGCAAAUAGACAUGCAGGCACCCAUCUGACCUAUCCACAGUAACACCGCUUGAUCAGUCAUAGAGCAUUCACAUACCACAUUAAACCGAGACAAACAAACCCAAAAUGGUCAUAUGAAUAUACUUAUUCAGCUAUUCAUAUUUAUUUUAUAUACUGUAGGGGUUCAGUCUCUGGACUGUCAUCAGCCCCUUUGGCAGUUAAGUUUGCCCCUCCCAAGCAGAUGUUUUCAGAGAAAACAAUACCAUAUGAGGUCAUAUCCGAAGAAUUUAAACUUUAGCAGCUCUGAGCUGUUAGAAAAUGAACAGCCCUCACAAAAAGAGCUUGUCCAUGCUGCUUGGUUUAUAGCAGCAGGCUAAUCGCAUACUGAAGCUGUAGUUGCCUGAAUUGCAGAAAUUCUGUGUGAUAUUGAUUUGGGACGGAAUUUAAAAUGUGUCAUAUUAUAUGAUAGGAUUGAAAAAGCUGUCCAAUAAAAGGUCUGUGUAGUAGAAUAUCUUAAAUACUAUUUGAGUUGGAGCUCUAGCUAGUUGAUCUGUCUAUAUCAACAUUUCAGUCAUACCACUAUAUUUCAUUUCUGGUUCUUGUGAAUCAAGAAAGCAUGUACCAUUUUAUAUUUCGUAUAUUUCUGUAAUGCUACAAAAUCAAACAGAGUUUAUGUCAUUUCUGGGGUGAGUACUACUAUAUGAUACAGACUGGAUAAGUAGUACUGAAGUACUGGAUAAAGUCUCUACUGGCCAACUUUAUUUCAAUGUCACAGAUUUUAUAUGCUAUUAAGGGUGUGUCACUGCUAAUUGUAAGGAGAAUCAAAUAAAAAAGUCAGGGAACCAGUAAUUCACUGACAUUGGGUCAUCUGUUAAAGUAAUGUCAUCACUGCUAUUGAGCACAUUCAAUAGUGCAGGCACACUGAUUCCCUGUCAGUGCUUUAUAUCUAUAAUCAUUGCAUGCUUUAUUUAUGUAAGUCUGUGCAGGUGCACUCUUGAAACUGUGGUUUACAGCCAUGUGUUUUCACAGGCAAUAGUCUCAUGCUAAUACUGUUGCGUUAACCUAUAUGAUGGUUGAACUUGGUUGUGCAGUGGCAAUUGUUGUUUGCUUUGGCAGUAUACAGUAUAUCCUGUUUUUUUUUUGACAUUUUAAUGCUGGAGCUGCCUUCGCAUAAGAUAUUUAUAUUCAGAUUAUUCAAUAUGUAAGAUAUUGACCUAGCAAAACCUGGAGAGGUUUUUAGAACAAUGUCUUUCAUUACUGAUGUCUACUCUUGGGUAAAUCUGACACAAUGCACGAAUCCCUCUGAUUAAAAACCACAAACAGAGAACAAUGCUGAGUGUCAACUCACACACUCCUACGCUGAGCCCCUUCAGGAAUGAAAGGGGGAAAUGGAGCUCAGUGGUUCCAUGGAUGAAUGUUUUGAACAUGAAAGAAGCUAUAUAUUUACUACUCUCUCAAGGAGAAAUUAAUUCAUUAAAAGGAUUCAUUAAAAAGGAGAAGAGUACCCUCAUCUCCUGGUCCUCCUUGCUCUGUAUAUUGAGCUACCAGCUUACACAUAUGUUGUGUAUCCCUUUUCAACAUUUCUGCAAAAAAUGGCAUUGGCAAGAGCGCAAUUUCUGUGUCAUUCAGCCAUAGAGUCACUGACUUCCUCCUUAACCUCUUUGCAUGGUGCACUCAACACUGGCAGACCUUGCCUUAUGAGUGGGAGGUAGCGUCUGAACCAAUAAAUGGGUGACAUUCGUUCUGUCAAAGUAAAAGACGUCCAUACAAUUGUUGGCUUUAAUAUUUUCCCCGCUGUGAAUGCAGACCUCUGAAUUUCCUGUUUUGUCUUUGUGCACUGGAGAAUAUGGAUACGUAUGUGUAAACAUGUGCAUGUGUAUGUCUGUGUGUGUGUGUGUGUGUGUGUGUGUGUGUGUCUGAGUAGGAGUUGACUCUUGGGUCACCAAUAUGCUGGCUCAUAAAAUAAAUAAAUCUGUAGUUUUCCAGUUUUCUGUAGAAAUGUAUUUACUGUAAAAUAAAUAUUAAUAUUUGUUUAAAAAGAAUUAAGUUACUAUAUAUGGAAGAUUUAGAAAAAAAUACCAAGUACGAUUAUCUGGAAAAAUACAUUUUUGACGGUAUUUAAUAUUACAUAACUCAGUCCACAGAAUCAACUUUGUUUGGAAAAACCAGAAUAAUGGAACUGCUGUUAACUUACUACGUAAUAUACAUAUCUUUCUGUGUGUUAUGUUCUAUUAUAUUGUGGAAGAGAUUAUGGAAAAGAAAAUAGAGGCUUAAUAAACAUAAAAUGCAUUUUCUAUUUUUUAAUAAAUCCAAAAGAAUGUAAAUACUAAGAUUAUUUUCAUUAAGUAUUACAAAAAGACUAAAAUGAGAUUCACCUUGAACAUUGAUGAAGGCUUCCUCUUUUCUGCAGUUACAUGGUGCCAUAUACAAGGAAAGUGUGACUUUGCCUGGAUUCUGUUUUAUCAAGAAACCUAAAUAAAUUCAAAUGUUAUGCAAGUGCAACAAAGAUACUAGAUGUCAUUAGAAAUAGAGCACACUUGCACCUGUGUUGUAAUACACCACUGGUGUUUGUUUCAUGUGCCAUAGAACAGUAGGUCAGACUAAUAUUGUGGAACAACCUACACAAACAUGGGACCCUACAAAGAUCCAGAUUAAUAUCCAGUAGCAAUGAUUUUGCAGAUGCAUAGUUAAUUUUGCACUAAAAUAAAAUGAAGACUAUACAAACAGAAACAUACUGCAGGAAAUGAAAUGAGUAGAGUUAUGAAAAUAUGUUGAUAUACCAUUAAAAUGCACAAUUGAAAAGAGAACCAAUGAAUGGUUCAUUCAUUUCGAUGAAUUAACCAUUUAAUAAUGUUCACAUACAGUACGCAUUGGUGAAAAUGCAACUUGUGAAGCCCAAAUAAAAUGGAAGUGUUAUAUAUACGAAGACUGGAAUGUAAAGUAUCACACAACCAAUGAAACUGUGGAAGACUAUCUCUGAUUUUAAUUAAUUUUUCUUUCUUUAAUUGACUAUUUUAACUUAUUUUUAUCAAUUGGAUCAGUUGAUGUAGGCAAUGUCCCUGUGGGCUUACAUUUUUAAUCAUUCAGACAUGGCAUUAAAGUAACUGUGUGCCCCUGUAAUCUAAAAUGAUUUUGCUUUAGGUAUUACAUUAAAUGCCAUCUGUAUAUAGGGUUGGGCAGUAUUUAAAAUCAUUUUGAGUGUUUUUUAAUACAUAUUUCAUGAGCUUGUAAAAAUCUUGAGUUAAUUUCAGAAAUAGGUAUAUCUGUAUCAAUAAAUGUUUAAUGUUUAAAAUGAAAUGGAAUUUAUUUGUGACUUGAUGAUCAGAGUCUAAUUCUGCCAAAAAGCAAAGUUGUAGCAAAGUUUGCCAAAACAAUUGGAGCAAAGAUUAUCUGAGAACUGCCUGAAAUAUCUCUGCCUGAAAAGUUCUACAAUGCCUAUGGGAAACUAGGCUGUGAUCAAUAUUAUUUCUCUUACAGUACAAGACAUACUCAGUAAAAUGUCCAGCGCUAAUGUAACAGAGUACAUAUGAGUCCAAUAGGGAUAAAAUAUUCUCUGUAAGAGUUGAUAUAACACUGAACAUUUUGCUGUGUAGAGUUUUCUUUCUAUACAGUUAGGAAAUUCGUUCUUGGAAUCUUGUUAUUGUCCAUUGUACAUGGAAACUUUACAAAAUGUGCCAUGUCUUGCGCAGAGUGAUAUAUGUUAGCUCUUUAUUUAACAAAACAUCUUCCAUUUGAAUUUCCAAUAUUUAUUGAGGUAGACAUUAUCUAUAAAAAAGUACAUUGAAAAUAUAUGUGGUCUUAUGCUCUGUACAACUAAAAUGAAUCAUUUUAAAGUAAAAUUAUUUUUGGAUUUACUUUCGACCUAUUUUGUGUUUUCUAUUUUUGUCCAUCUGUCUGAUGUUCAUUCAUUGUAGUUUUGUGUGACCUCAUCCCAAAAAUGAAUGUUGGUCAUGUAUAAAUCAUGCUGAAAAAUAUUUGCAGCAUAUCAGUCAUAUCUGAGCAAGACAUCUUGGCAGGCCUACACAUGUAGAUCAUGAAAUUUUUUUAUUGUGUUUGUAUAAUUUUAUACAAACUCAGUUAAAAAUAGUUGUAUAAAAAUAUUAUUAAAUGUCCAAUUUCUAUACAUUCUGUGUAAAAGGAUGCAAGGAUGCAAUUUUUUGCAGAUUUGUAUGAUUUUUAAUCCUGUCAAAUUCCACUUUCUAAAGCAGUGAUUGGACAGACCUACAUCAGCUGUAGGCCAGGAAAGCAGGAAGCUUUUUCAGAAAACUAAUCUGGGAAGAUAGUGUAAUGCCCACCUAAAGAUAUAGUAUCAUAGACCGUCUGUGUGCAACCAAGGUGCUUGAAGUGAAAGUUUACAUAUUUAUCUAGAGUGCCACAGGCUUAAAAAUAUUUUUCGGUGUCCUUUCAAAUCUUAUUUGCCUAAAUUGACAGUAUGGUCUCAAAUAUGAUUUGUCUCAGGGUCAGUGUGUUGGAUCUGCAUACAAUCUGUAUCAUUUAUCAUUGUUAUGUUUUUUUUUAUUGAUGGUACUUUUUUCUGUAAAACAUAUGUGCUGGUAUAAGAACAUCCUCCUCUAAGGACAAAUCGUUAGCAAUCAUGUUAAUUCAUUUGUAAACAAACAGUACCAGAAAUGGGUCAACUCUAAAAAUGUUGCAGGGUAGGAACACAUGCAUAGCUACAGUUGAAAUGUAAAUGCCAUGGUGCCAUAUAAUGUAUUAGCUUGCAUUAGAGCAGCACACAUACAGCUAAUUUGAGUAAGUAGAAUUCAGUCUUAAAGCCAACAUUGUUUCCACGUUAUAUUAAUUGAGUCUAAUAACCGUGUGAUUACACUGUCUUUGUUCCAGUUGCUUAAAUUUUUUUUUCAUUUGUUCACUGUUGUUAUUUCGCUGUUAUUAUUAACUUGCGUCUGAACCAAAUCUUGCUGUGAUCGCACAAAUAGCUGUUAUUGUCAAAAACUGUGUGUACCUGUGUUACACGUUAUUUGUCUAAAUAUAGAGUAAUUACUCAAAUAGCAGAGCCACUUAAUGUGAUGCCUUUUGCUUCAGUUGUGUGUUCAUGUGUUGCUUGGUUGUGAUAAUCGAAAUGAUUGCAUUUUUGAAAAUGUUUCUGUCGGGUGACUUUUAAUGUUCAUGUGACUUGGUGUUGACAACUUUUGUUUUUAAAAGGUCUAAAGAGUGUGUUUUUGUAAGGUAUAUUGAUGAAUAAAGAAAUAAGAAUCCCUG
Anguilla anguilla (European eel) is the source of this 6829-nucleotide messenger RNA. RefSeq names its product neurotensin receptor 1 (high affinity) (gene ntsr1). Gene Ontology annotation, cellular component: plasma membrane. NCBI's taxonomy places the organism in Eukaryota, Metazoa, Chordata, Actinopteri, Anguilliformes, Anguillidae. Gene Ontology annotation, molecular function: G protein-coupled neurotensin receptor activity. The record is from RefSeq and is a predicted model, not a curated record. The transcript has 4 exons. Gene Ontology annotation, biological process: neuropeptide signaling pathway. Bases 1 to 1212 code for a protein of 403 amino acids.